Messenger RNA from Theobroma cacao (cacao), 1929 nucleotides. The record is from RefSeq and is a predicted model, not a curated record. NCBI's taxonomy places the organism in Eukaryota, Viridiplantae, Streptophyta, Magnoliopsida, Malvales, Malvaceae.
UCUUAUCUAUCAAAGGAGCUCUUCUUCACUCCUCCAUUUCCUCUCCGAGAUUUUUCCUUUCCUUUCUUUUGUUUUCCGGAGAAAGUAUUAUCAGAAAGCAGCUUCGGUUCUUAGUUUCUUUAAGACUGAGAUUUGAAAGUUACCCAAAAUAGCGAGUCCGUGCUCUGUUAAGCAACUGAGAAAAGCACUGUCUGGUGGUUUUUUUUGGGACAUUUAUUCUCUAACCCUUUUCCGGUAAAGCCAUUUGCUUGCGGUAUCUUCCCUUUUUCUUUCUCCUCUCCAACUUUUGGCAACAAAAAUUUCUUCUUUUCUUUAUCUCCCCUCUCUCUACUACUGGUUCAGUGGGUCUUACCAUCUCGGUGCUUUCCGUACUGCUUGUUUAAGCACACUCCUUUUUUUUGGGAUAACUUUCCUUGAAAUUUCUCGUCGUUUGAUAAACUUUUGAGUGAGCCUUUGAACCGAUUAAUGGUGGAUUUCUCUUCAUUUCAAGCUUCUCUUUAACGUGUUCUUUCUUCAGCUUUCUUUUUAACCCUUUAUUCUCCUCGUGUCUAGUCUUAAAGGAAUCUCUUCUUUUCCCCUUCCCUCCUUUUAUUUCGCUCCCCUCCUACUCCCUCUCUCACUCUCAAUGAGAAGAAGUGAAAGAAUCUGAAAACCCCGAAAAGAAAUAAAAAAGAUUGAAAAAAAAAAUGGAUCAUUGUCCUGUUCCUACAAUCAAAUACACAGAACACCGCAAUCAAACCAAGCUCCUUACGCCACUGUUAAAUGUCAGACUCGAAAAUCAGCCAGAAAUGAAGCCCCGAAUUGUUCGGAUUUCAGUUACCGAUGCUGACGCAACUGAUUCUUCCAGCGACGAAGAAGAAGAACAAGCAACCCGAUUUCUUUCUCGAAACAGAGUCAAGAAAUUCGUUAACGAAAUUACUAUCGAGUCAUUAUGUCCCACUCAAAAUGAUGCCGUUUGGAGAAGUAAAUCGUCGUCGUUGUCAAAGAUUUCCCGAAAAAGGCCAGCGGCUGUAGCCGAAGCCAAAGCUAAAGCGCCGGCAAAGGUUCCGGCGGGGAAGAAGUUCAGAGGAGUACGACAACGGCCUUGGGGAAAAUGGGCUGCUGAGAUCAGAGACCCACUAAGACGUGUACGGUUAUGGUUAGGCACCUAUGAUACCGCCGAAGAAGCAGCAAUGGUUUAUGACAACGCGGCUAUUCAGCUGCGUGGACCGGACGCGCUCACCAACUUUACCACUCCUCCGCAAAAAUUGGUUCAGGACAAUAACAGCCAAAAACCGUUAUCCAGCUCAGAUUACAACUCCGGCGAAGAAUCUCACAACACUAACCUUUGCUCUCCGACCUCCGUUCUCCGCUGCCCUUCGCUUUCGACCGACGAAGUCGACUCGCAAAGCGUCAAGGAAUCGCGAGAAAUCGGGAGGGAACCACAAGAUGCCCUCGACGAGUCUUGCUGCAUAUCGGGAGAGAACUUUUCCGGUUUCUCGGAUUACUCGUCUUUCUUUCCGAAUGAUAUAUUCAGUUCCGUACCGGAUUUGUUCGACGAUAAUACGAGCUUCCACGAAGCUUUCAUGAAAGAUGAUUUCGGCAACGGGUUUCUGAGUUCGGGAGCGGAUUUCGAGUUCGGAUUUGGGAGCUUCUCGAACUGGCAACAUGUCGAUGAUCAUUUCCAAGACAUCGGGGAUUUGUUCGGGACGGAUUCUCUCUUAGCCGUUUGACAGAGUGUUUCUUCGGUUUUUUUAUCUCUCGUGUAAUGCCGGUUUUACGGCAAGUUUUGUAUCGGCGGGAACUGAAAAUAUCGGCUGCGUUUUUGUUUUUUUCCCCCUCCCCUGUUCCGGUUUUGUUUAUGUUAAAAUUUAUUUAUUUAUAAUAUUAAUUAAAAGUAAGAAUAUUAAACAUCUCCGUCACAGUAACGGUGACGGACGAGUUUGGCUA